Molecule: messenger RNA, 6285 nt
Organism: Neoarius graeffei (lesser salmon catfish)
Lineage: Eukaryota; Metazoa; Chordata; Actinopteri; Siluriformes; Ariidae
Gene: fgfr3
Product: fibroblast growth factor receptor 3
Exons: 18
Coding region: 614-3088 (824 amino acids)
Biological process (GO): fibroblast growth factor receptor signaling pathway; positive regulation of MAPK cascade; protein phosphorylation
Cellular component (GO): signaling receptor complex; membrane
Molecular function (GO): fibroblast growth factor binding; ATP binding; fibroblast growth factor receptor activity
Source: RefSeq, a predicted model, not a curated record
CAGAGUCUCUCUCUGCCUCUCUCUCAGUAGGAGAAGAGCGACAGGCGGCGAGCGCGGCGCGCACAGCGGGGACGCGGUUUGAAAUCCGAGCCGGGCUAAUUUUUUUUUUUUUUUUUACCCCCCUCCUCCCCUUCUAGAGUCCGGAGCUCCAAACUGUUUAGCGGGAGUUCGUGAGUCCAGCAGUUUCACACAGAGGAGCGGCCGAGCAGAGAGAGGAGCUCACAUCAGCCCAAACCCGGAGCAGCGCACUGAGUCCGAGCCGCGCGCCUCUGGCUCGAGGUCCGAGGAGGAGGCGGAGGAGGCGCGGGUCCUGAGGCUCCCGAACAGUCAAACCGGGUAAAGGCGCGCGACGCGGAGAGAGGAGCUGAAGUUUCUGUGGAUUGCUCCAUAAGGAAGAGCUGGACACGGCUGACCUUCUUGGCAUCUUGGACCCAUUGGACUAUCCACCUUCUCAAGAAGCAGCUGUGCAACUGAUAGUGAUUUGUAAGAGCUGAGGAUUACUGGCAACACAGGAGGUUUUCGGGUGGACAGGGGACGUCUGUGUGAGAGUGCUUGAGUGUAUGAGUGUGUGUAUGGCAGCGCUACAUUGACAUCAUGUGUAGGACUGUGGAAGAUGUGUGAGUCUGGUGUCCGUGGUGAGGAGCCUGGGCCACGGAGGCCCCUGGCUGGGAUGAUGGCACUUUGCCUUCUCCUCUACCUCUCCUCCAUCGUCCCGUCAGUGCACAACGCUCACCUGCCCUCGGCACAGCCCACAGGCUGGCGGUCAAGCGAAACUGAAACGGAGCUGGAGACGGAGGUGUUUCUAGAGGACUAUGUGGUGGCCGUGGGGGACUCAUUGGACCUUCAGUGUAAUGCACCCAACUUCCUGAUGUCUGUCACGUGGCAAAAAGACGGUGGCACCGUGCUACCUGGCAACCGCACGCGGCUCAGCCACAAGACGCUGCAUGUCAACAAUGUCUCGUACGACGACUCGGGUGUCUACUCCUGCAGAUACGAACAUGGCAACACGCCGCUCGGCAACUAUACUGUCCGAGUCACUGAUUCCCUCUCCUCUGGUGAUGAUGAAGAUUAUGAUGAGGAGCCAGACGAUGCAGGUAAUGCAAAUGAGGCACCAUACUGGACCCGCCCGGAACGGAUGGAGAAGAAGCUCUUGGCUGUCCCUGCUGCCAACACGGUGAAGUUCCGCUGUGCAGCGGCAGGGAACCCAACCCCCACCAUCCACUGGCUGAAGAACGGCAAAGAGUUUAAGGGCGAGCAGAGGAUGGGCGGGAUUAAGUUGAGGCAUCUGCAGUGGAGUUUGGUAAUGGAGAGCGCUGUUCCAUCAGACAGAGGCAACUACACAUGCGUAGUGCAGAACAAAUACGGGACCAUCACACACACUUACCAGCUUGAUGUACUGGAGCGUUCUCCUCACCGGCCUAUCCUGCAGGCAGGUCUGCCGGCCAAUCAGACAGUGGUGGUGGGUAGUGAUGUGGAGUUCCACUGUAAGGUGUACAGUGAUGCACAGCCUCAUAUCCAGUGGCUCAAACACAUUGAGGUGAAUGGCAGCCGCUACGGCCCCAACGGAACACCCUAUGUUACUGUUCUGAAGACUGCUGGUAUUAACACUACAGAUAAGGAACUGGAGGUUCUGUUCCUGACCAACGUGUCCUUUGAGGAUGCGGGCGAGUACACAUGUCUUGCGGGGAACUCUAUAGGUUAUGCCCAUCACUCAGCUUGGCUUACCGUUCUACCAGCUGUAGAGAUGGAGAAAGAAGACGACUACGCCGACUUCCUAAUCUACGGAACAGGCUGCGUGCUUUUUAUCCUCACAGUGAUCAUCAUCAUCCUCUGCCGCAUGCGCAUGAGCACGCAAAAGACGCUUCCCACACCUCCUGUACAAAAGCUGUCCAAAUUCCCCCUCAAGAGACAGCAGGUGUCCUUGGACUCCAAUUCCUCCAUGAAUUCGAACACUCCACUGGUCAGGAUCGCCCGUUUAUCAUCCAGUGAUGGACCAAUGCUGCCCAAUGUCUCUGAGCUAGAACUGCCCUCAGACCCCAAGUGGGAGUUUCCUCGCUCAAGGCUAACACUAGGGAAAGCUCUUGGUGAAGGCUGCUUCGGGCAAGUUGUGAUGGCCGAAGCCAUCGGUGUUGAUAAAGAGAAACCCAACAAGCCAAUCACAGUGGCAGUCAAGAUGCUCAAAGACGAUGGCACUGACAAGGACCUGUCUGACCUGGUGUCUGAGAUGGAGAUGAUGAAAAUGAUCGGCAAACACAAGAACAUCAUCAAUUUGCUUGGGGCAUGCACACAAGAUGGUCCUCUCUAUGUGUUGGUGGAAUAUGCCUCCAAAGGGAACCUGAGGGAAUAUCUUCGUGCCCGGAGGCCUCCUGGUAUGGACUACUCAUUUGACACCUGUAAGAUUCCAGAUGAGACGCUCACCUUUAAGGACCUGGUGUCUUGUGCCUACCAGGUAGCCAGAGGCAUGGAGUACCUGGCCUCCCAGAAGUGUAUCCAUAGAGACCUGGCGGCCAGGAACGUUCUGGUGACAGAGGAUAAUGUGAUGAAAAUUGCUGACUUUGGUCUGGCCAGAGAUGUGCACAACAUAGACUACUACAAAAAGACCACCAAUGGUCGUUUGCCCGUUAAAUGGAUGGCACCGGAGGCUCUAUUUGACCGGGUCUACACACACCAGAGCGAUGUCUGGUCGUACGGAGUGUUGCUAUGGGAGAUCUUCACUCUGGGAGGGUCACCGUACCCUGGCAUCCCUGUCGAAGAGCUCUUCAAGCUGCUCAAGGAGGGCCAUCGAAUGGACAAACCUGCCAACUGCACUCAUGAACUGUAUAUGAUCAUGCGUGAGUGCUGGCAUGCUGUUCCGUCUCAGAGACCCACAUUCAGACAGCUGGUGGAGGAUCAUGACAGGGUUCUCUCCAUGACAUCGACUGAUGAGUAUUUAGAUCUCUCAGUACCGUUUGAGCAGUACUCGCCCACCUGUCCAGACUCCAACAGCACCUGCUCCUCCGGAGAUGACUCCGUGUUUGCUCAUGAUCCCCUGCCUGACGAGCCAUGUCUCCCUAAACACCACCACAGCAACGGCGUCAUACGGACAUAGAGGCUUGAAACACAACGACAGCAGCAGCAUUAUACGGGUGUAAACAGCUUAAACACGGCAGCGGACAUCAACACCCUAAAAUCCAUCAUAAUAACGGCAUUAUGAGAACAUAAACACCCUUAAGAAGAAGUUGGAGAGUGCUCAGGGGUCAAAGACAGGUCAACCUUCAAUCCCCUGAUUAACAUCCAGAUAAGAAGAGGCUCGGUGUUGCACAGCGUGUUCCAGUUCUCUAGUCACACCGAACUAAUUCGCUCGGCUCACUGCGAAGUUCGAGUGGGAAAAAAGCGACACUACAUCAAAGCUACCAUCACCACAUUUCCUCUUCCUCGUGCCCUUCUUCUGUUUAUAAGCUGACAUUCUGCUUUUUGAAAAUCAUGCUUUUUUAAAGAGAAUUCCUAUUUUUCUACUCUGCCAGUUUAUUCUUUCUUUAAUGCUUGGCAUUUUGAAGGGUGAAACCAUUCCGUGCCUCUCGAACAAACACAGAACCAGUAGAACAAUGGGGACAUAUUAUACAGUAGUGACACCCCGAGUGUCAUUCCAUGUAGGACAACUUGGAGCUGAUGGGAAAAUAUUUGAUUUGUGUGAGAAUCAAACUUAAACCAUUGCUUUCAAACGUGGCCAGUUUCUUUUUUUUUUUACUUUUUUUUUUCACGAGAACGUCUGACAUGCCAUUCUUUGAAAGGAGAAGAGUCCCAGAUGUGAGAUUUGAUUUGAGGAAAUAUAAUUGUGCGUUUUGUAUGUAUCUAAAUUUUCUAUUGUAAAUAUACAGAUAUAAAUAUGUAUCAUAUUGCAGUCCACAGCAGUGUAUGUAAGAGAAAAGAAUUGAUUUAAAAAAAAAUAGUUUAAAUACAAUGCAUUGCAAAUGAGCAUACAUUGUUGAGGUCAUGUAAACAUUUAAUCUUAAAAAGCUAAAAGUUUUAUUUGAAUUAACAUGUAUAUUUGUAAAGCUAUUUAUAGACUUAACAUAAUGAUUUUAAGGUCUAAAAUUAUAGUCUAGGGAUUUGGUACUGUAAACAAAGGGGGUUUUGUUGUUGUUGUUGUUGUUGAGUUUAAUUUUGUAAGUUAUUUACCACAGAGGUACAGCAUUUUCUCAGCCAGUGGAUUUGUUUUUGUGGCUUUUUUUUCCCUUUAUUUUCUUUUGUUUUCCAUCUCUUUGUUUACAGUGGCAAGAAUGUACAAACACUUUUGGCAAUAUAAGUACCAGCAUAAUGACAUGAACCAGAAGUUGAAUUCUGAGAUGAAAUGAGAGUGCCACAUGUUUUAUGUUGUGUUGACUGUGAUCUCAGUGUUAGUAUCUGGAAUAUAAGGAACCUCAUGUGAUUUUUCUCUGGAGAAGAAGUUGUCAGACUUCUGAGAGCUAAAGAAUUCAGCACUUGCCAGAAUUUAACAUAAAAAGAAUUUAUAUUUUACAUAAAUUUAUACAAUUCCCCUACAAUUACCUUUGACUUGUUGACCUUAAAAAGUAAUUUAACGCAGUGAUUUUUCCAACACUGGUAAAGUAUUACAGAAAACGAACAGAGUUUUACAGAAGAGACAGCCUUCUCAGAGAAUGAACACUGUGGUUCUGUAUGUCGCUCUUUGAUAUGAAGGAAUGCUUUGUGGUUAAAACCCAAAUGGCAUCGAUUAAGAUAGUAGAAUCUAUAUGGUCAAACCAUUUUAUAAAAGUGUGUUUUACGAUUGCUUUUUCAUUUAUGCUACAAGGAAAGUGUGAAAUACUGCGAGGUAUCUUCCAUCACUAUAUUUGUACGAAGUGCCAAAAUCUUCCAUCUGCCAAACUUUUCUGUUCUACGUCUGUUAAUGAGUCCAGAUUCUUUCUUCCUCUUCGAUCUGAGAGUGUGUUGCUGAUAUGUGAUUGUCUCUUGCUUUGUGAGUCAAACGAUGCAUUGUGGGAAGGUUUGGUUGUGUCUCAGGGUGUCCUUAGACAAUUGUGCAUGAACUGGCAAUAAUGUAUAAAGGGACAAAGAAAGAGACAAGGUGAUGCACUUGCUGCUAAAACAAACAAAAAACAUGUAGAUUUAAUAUCUGAGGAGUGUAAAGCUCUUUCUCUGUCCUGUCAAAUUUAUUAUGAUUGGCCCAUUUUCUAUUCAUCAAGUGCCUGGCCCAAAGGGAGGGUUUGAUGUUUUGCUAGAGGUUUUGAAUGUACAGCCACAGCAGCAGAGACAUAAGCAGGGUGUUUCUUUAAACAAAGUCUGUAAAGCACUUCUUUACUGUUGUUGUUGUUGGAUUACAGCACCCAAGACAUUCAGUGGGAAAUUUCCAUCUCUUCUUCUUCCAAUCAAGAGGGGCCAUUGUCCUUAAAAAGAGAGCUGUGUGUUUUGUUUUGUGUUUACUUAUUGAAACCCACUCUUUCUCCUGAAUGGCUCUCUUCUGUAUGACCUUAAACCUCUGGUUCACCUGCAGAACCCCCCUGUACUCUACUACUGAAGGCCCUGCACACUCACCAGCACUGUGAUGCUGGUCCUUUCCCCACAAAUAUUUAUUGUAUUUAUAAUUUAGUUUGUUUAGAUGUGCAUACAACAGUGUUGGUUUUAGUGACACUUUUGUAAUCUAAGACGGAGGUAGUACCAAGACGUGUUUUGGGGUUGAUGAGGGUUCAAUUCCAAUGAAAAUGUUUACAUUCUCUUUCAGACAUCAUGCUUUUCCCACAGCUUUUGAACUGGCUGGAAUGAUUAGCAAUACGGUCUAAUGACCACACUAUUAUUCAUUCGACUUUAAUGUGUCCUUUCUUUUAGCUCUAUGUGGUAGUGCCAUUCAGCUCUUAUUAGAAGAUCUUACAGUUACAGAAAUUACAGUUUUAAUUUGCAGAAUAUUACCAUGCAUUGAGUAGAUUUGAUAUAGGUUGAUGAUUUUAAAUAGGAGUGAAAGUGAUCUUUGCAGUAUUUUCUCACAAAGGAAGUUGGUCCAACAAUGCAUUCCAUGUAGACUUUUUGGAGGAAAUAAAGUUUGCUGAAUUAAAGUAGCAGGUCAUUCAGCCUCAUUCUGUUUCUCUCACCUUUUAACAUAGAGACAUGUACAAACACAGAAUACUGACGGUUUGAUAUGAAUGCCUGCUUUUAUUUUCAUGCAUGUCUUUGCUCUGAAAACAUUCCACUGUAUUUCUGCUUCACCCAUAUCAGUGAACUUACACCUCCAUACUCCGUCUGUGCCUGACAAAACAUUGCUGUUAAAAGAUUUUCAAUAAACACACUACAUAAAAA